AUGUUUCACUUCAGCGCUGGCCCACCAGGCGACGAACCUUCCCUCUUGCACGGUUCUAAGCCAACCCCGAACCAGGCGAAGCCCGAAAAACGUCAAAUCACGAGAAAUCGGGCUAGCUACAGCUGUCUCACUUGUCGAAGGAGGAAAGUCAAGUGUGACAAGGCCCGCCCAAUCUGUGGAGGCUGCCAAAAAGCCGAUGUAGAAUGCUACUACACCCAGGAUGAUAUGACAUCCACCUCGGCACAGCCUGGUCUGCCAAAGGAAACCACAAGCCCGGUGUGGAAGAAGCGAAAAUCAAGUCCCAUGAGCCAAGGCUCUUUAGGAACAAUCACCGAAGCACAUGAGUUGAGAACGCCCGCUGACCUCAAAGCCAUCGAAGAGCAGCUGCACCGCUUGACCAAGAUGUUCGAUGCUUUUCGCCAGGGUAACGGGAAUGACCUGCGGUUAAAAGACUUCCUUACACCUGAGGCAUCAAACUCGGAUUCAGGCUCUGAUGGAAUUCCACCAAAAUCAAGCAUGAGUCUGGACAUGUUCCAACCCAGCAAUUACACAUCAGCGAGGGAACCCUCUGACCUCAGCAAGCCUCUAUCAAGUUUGAACCUGAGCAAUGGCGACUCAAGGUCAGAAUAUCCAUUUUGGAUCAAUAUAUCCGAAGAGAUCGAUCAACUCAAUCACCUGAUGCGUCGUCGGGAUAAUACCUAUGCAAGCUCAAUCAGCCCAGAGAACAAGCAGUGUGACAGGCCACGAGAGUUUGUUCCUCCUGUGGACGAAGACCACGAACAAGAAAAAGAUGAUGUGACCGAUCCCACUGAUUUUCACAAAGAAGCUGGCGAAAAGAUCCCGGAAGACCUUAGGCCUGACAGCCACUGCCCGAUAUGUAGGCUCAUGCCAUUCACCAAAUCCAGUCUGUUGCAGAACCUCCCAAUCAAGUGUACAGCAGAGACUGCCUUACAGCAUCUGACGCAGGGCCUGCCCACCAGAGCACAAAGUAACGUUCUUUUCAGGUGUUGGCUAUCAGGGGUAUAUCCAAUAUUGGGGCUUCUCUUGCCCUCGGAGAUGAGCAGGAAACACGAAGAAUUCUGGGACCAGGUCGAGUCGAAUGGUCUCUCAGAAUCCAAUUUUCGAGAUUUGGACUUCUUGGCCGUGAUCUAUGCCAUUUGGUAUGCGGGUUCGCUAAGUAUUUCUACAAAAGGUCUUCGGCAAUGGUUUCCUCAAACUUCAAGGGCACAACUUAGCACCCGGUUCCACGAUCAGGUGGUGUUUUGCCUCCUUAUCAGUUGCUUUGCUCAAAAAGUCAGCUUGUACAAACUUGCUGCCCUCGUCCUCCUGCAAAGUAUGCCUAUAGCUGAAGAGGACCCUUUACAAGGCAGCCUGUACCUCUCACUGGCGGUGAGGCUGGCAUUGACCAUGGGGCUACACAGAGAGCCCACUCUGUUUGAGCUGUCUAUUACCGAGGAAAACAUGCGACGACGACUCUGGUGGCAGAUCAUCCAGUUGGAUGUUUCUCACGUUGUCGCGAGUGGCUAUCCUUCUCAGAUAUCUGAGAAAUUUUGCGAUACGAGAAUCUUCUGUGAAGAUAGAGAUGCCCAUGUGUCUGAGGAUGGGUCCGCAAGCGUCAACUCGGACAAGUCUUUGAGAAUUUCACCAUCCUCUAGUUCGGCUUCGAAUGGAGAGAGUACGAAUCCAAAAGCUUUUGGCACACUGUCCCUCGUGGCAAGAGGAAAGUCGAUAAUGGCAUGCGCAAUAAGAAGCGUCGUGUCUCUACAUCUGGAAACGAAAAGACUCACGAAUGGAGAUAUGCAAGAAAUGAAACGGAUUAUGACUGAAGCAGGGGAUCAAGUCAACGCUAUUAUCAAGUCGAUUCCCAGCAAAGGAGUUCCAGAAAUGGGAUUCGUUCCGGAUUCGCUUAGAGAUGCGCAGCCCCGUGCAUCAGAUACCGAUGUGUCCAUGGGCGACCCUAUCACUGCAAAUGACAUUGCAUAUUACAAGACUACUGUCAACAACACUGACCCCUCGUGGCCAUUGGCCGCUUACUAUCGCGCAAAGCAAGCUGCCUACAACAAAUGGGCCCGAAUUAGCCUAUCUAUGCUUAUUGACAAGGUGCAUUGUGUUGCAUAUGCCCCAUUCCUGAAGAACACGAGAAGUAAGCUGUGGGGUAUGGGUCGACAAUGCGCCCUGCACAAUUGCCACAGCUUCCUCCGAAAAUUUGUAUCACUCGCAGCCGAUCCAGACUUGGAGCCUUUUCGAUGGGCCUGGCCGGCGACUUACGGCCCUCUUCACGCGGUCUUGAUAGUUCUUGUUGAUCUGUACGAGAGACCGACCAGCGUUGAGGCACCCAGAUCAAGAGAAUUGAUCGACAAGGUAUUUGGGUUAGCUGCUCCCGGUGCUGGCAUCGUCGGUGGCCCUGAUGGCGUCACUGUUCAGAGACCGCUGCGGGAGGGCGGCAUUGAAGCGUGGGACAUGCUACGAGGCCUUCGUUCUGCUGCCUGGCAAAGAGCAGGACUCGAUCCUACAGUUCUUUGGACGGAGGCGGACCAAAUCGAGCUCGGCAUCGCGCAACCAUUGACGGAUGCGCAAAAGAUUGCUCAAAGUAUUCGAGAAGAUUCAAUUUAUGACAGCCCAACUCCAGGUCCACAAACCUCGCCUUCCUGUACGCGUGAUGCACAAGCAGAACAUCCUGCAUUGGAAAAAGGUGUCAGAUACAUGGUCCAUUUGGCCCACAAAGAGCUUGUUAAUGAAACCCAUGAAGCGCAAGAGCCCAUCUGUUCACAAGCCAUGCGGAGCCAGUUGCGGCAAACUCUUGAAAACGAGUCUGGGUCCAAUGGCGGUCGAGUACUGGCACGACGGGAGGGUCAGCCAAGAAUGCCGUUUCCACUCAGUAAACGCAUGGAGAAGUGCUCUGGAACCGCAGCAACCAGCGACACUACGCCAGUCCAUGUCCUACCUUUCCACACGCACACGCCCAGAGCAGAAGCGCAGCCUCCUCUUUGUCCCACUCAGACAGUGCCGUUUUUAGGUGGGUAUGAAGCCAAGAAUGGCACACAGACGGUACAGCAAGAGUCUGCACCACUUCAACAUAACUGGGGGGAGGUGCCCGCCAAAGAUGUGACGGAUACAGAGCAGAAAUUGUUCAAUGCUCAGUUAUCUAAGCAGCAAACCAUGGAAGCGUCUUACGGAAACAAUAACGUGAAUGGCUAUAGCACCGGACUGCUUGAUCACCAUGAUGAAGAGUCACACAGGGACCAGAGCUUCGUCUAUACCGAGUUACACCAGGGUGACACGGAGAUGAACAUGGGCUUUGACUGGGAGCGUUGGGAUUCCGUAUUUGGGCAAUACUCUGGAUUCACGGAUUUGAUGGAGGAUGUGACAGAAUGGAGUGAGUAUCUCGAGUCCUGA
Messenger RNA from Fonsecaea pedrosoi CBS 271.37, 3396 nucleotides. RefSeq lists its product as uncharacterized. Gene Ontology annotation, molecular function: DNA binding; DNA-binding transcription factor activity, RNA polymerase II-specific; zinc ion binding. Bases 1 to 3396 code for a protein of 1131 amino acids. Gene Ontology annotation, biological process: DNA-templated transcription; regulation of DNA-templated transcription. The transcript has a single exon. The record is from RefSeq and is a predicted model, not a curated record. NCBI's taxonomy places the organism in Eukaryota, Fungi, Ascomycota, Eurotiomycetes, Chaetothyriales, Herpotrichiellaceae.